AAAACUUGCCUACUAAACUUCCAAACACACCUAAAACUUAUAGCACUCAGAACUCGUGAGUCGUCCCAGAAGGAAGCCUUACAGGAAGUUUGGAGUGAUCAAACCGGUUGCACAGACAGACAGAGAGACACAGACAAAGAAAUCCCAUGACAGAGGAAGGGAAACCAGAUGCACAGCUUUUCCACCUUCUCUCAAGUCUCCUCCACGAGGUUGAAGCACUGACAAAUCAAGAAGAAGUUGAACUGCGUUCUAAAAUUGAAACCCUUGGAUUAGAGGUUACAAAAGUUCCUCAACAGUCAACCAAGCAGCUUAAUGAGUUGGAAAUAGCCAAGGAACUGGAUAGAUUAUCAGCAAAAUUGGAUGAUGUGGAUGAGAUGAUAUCGACAACCAUGGCUUCAGAUCCACAGGUGCAGUCACUCUUGAGUGGUACUGCUGAUUUGUGGAUGCCGGUCAUCACUGCUACCUCUGAGGAAAGACGUAAAUUUGCAGCUUCUACUGGAGACACCACCACCGAAACAGAUGGGGAACCCUCUAAAUAGUUACCUGUUUUCCAGUCAUUAAAUAAAGGAUAUGUUUAUAGGGUUUUAUAUAUGUUUUUAUGAUAAACUGACAUACAUCUAGAAAGUGUUUCUUUGUAUUUCCAUUAAAUAAGAGAUUGGUUAUAUUGUUAAUAGCAAAAGAUGAUAGUGGAAAGACCGUUCAUUGAAAUUUUAAGGCAUUCAAACUUAGCAGAA
Molecule: messenger RNA, 734 nt
Organism: Lotus japonicus
Lineage: Eukaryota; Viridiplantae; Streptophyta; Magnoliopsida; Fabales; Fabaceae
Exons: 3
Coding region: 147-539 (130 amino acids)
Source: RefSeq, a predicted model, not a curated record